Molecule: messenger RNA, 1005 nt
Organism: Terrapene triunguis (Three-toed box turtle)
Lineage: Eukaryota; Metazoa; Chordata; Testudines; Emydidae
Product: deoxyribonuclease-1-like 1
Exons: 4
Biological process (GO): DNA catabolic process
Cellular component (GO): nucleus
Molecular function (GO): DNA nuclease activity
Source: RefSeq, a predicted model, not a curated record
CCCUCCCCACCCUGGUGCUUGUUCCCCAGCACACCGUGCCCAAGAAAGCCGAGGCGGAGAUCGAUGCGCUCUACGAUGUCUUCCUGGAUGUCCAGGCCCGCUGGGGGACAGAGGACAUCAUGUUCCUGGGGGACUUUAACGCCGACUGCGGUUACGUGGCCAAGAAGCGCUGGGGCCAGAUCCGACUGCGGCGCGAGCCUGGCUUCCGCUGGCUAAUCGGAGACGCUGCCGACACCACUGUGCGGAACAGCACACGCUGCGCCUACGACAGGAUCGUGGUGCAUGGGGAGCGCUGCCUGGUGCUGGUGGUGCCCGGCUCAGCCCAGCCCUUCGACUUUCCUGGCACGUUCGGGCUCACGGAGACCCAGGCGCUGGAGGUCAGUGACCAUUACCCGGUGGAAGUGCAACUGGAACUGAACGCCGCCCCGAGGGGGCGCUGGCCGGCCGGCCCAGCACUGCUGCCCCUGGCCAUGCUGCUGGCCGGACUGGGGGGCUGGUUCUGACCUUCCUGCUCAGCGCUGCCGGGCGCCCGGACCUCGGGGAACACGUGACCGAGGGGCUGGAGUCUAAACCCACCCGCAGGAGCAAAGGCCUUUACUCAGAUGCCUGGGUUCCCCCCCCACACACACACAGGUUUCUUGGCUCAGGGCUCCUCCCCCAGAAGAUACAGAAACCUCUCAUCUCAGACCCGACAAACUCACUGCAGCAAAUACAGGGCUGGCAGCGUUCCCAGGUCCAAGGCCAGAGGAGGUUACAGGACCAUCCCUCCAGGUCCUGGGCCUGGCUGCCUGGAGUGUUCGGCUGGAGGGGGCUGGCCCCUGGGCGGGGGGCAGGGGAGGCUGGUUCAAAUCCUGCCAGAGGGGGUGGGUUGUUUCUUUUUCAGUGACAGAGCAACUAAACCCCUGCAUAAGAACAACGCAGAGUCCGGCGGCACCUUAAAGACUAACAGAUUUAUUUGGGCAUAAGCUUUCGUGGGUAAAAACCCACUUCUUCAGAUGCAUCGUU